Molecule: messenger RNA, 510 nt
Organism: Rodentolepis nana
Lineage: Eukaryota; Metazoa; Platyhelminthes; Cestoda; Cyclophyllidea; Hymenolepididae
Source: the annotation of a GenBank genome assembly
AUGAUAAACGGGGGAAAAACAUUGGAUGCUCUCUGCACUCUUUCCAAUGUCUUCAUCAAUGUCAUAGUCGAAUCGGUUCAGACAGUCACCUACAUAAAGCGCUUACUUAAUGCAGAUGACCUUGCGCUAUGGGCUGGACACCGAAUCAGGUGUUUUGCCACGCAAUCGUGUCCGGUACGUAGUCUAAACUCAGCAACGGCUUCGAUUCUUGGCCAGUCGGGUAUGUCGGAGAGUGCCACUGUCCACUGUUUCUCCUUUGUUCGAGCUUUGAGUUCGUUGAACCUUGAGGUAUGGAAUUCUCUCCUGAUUAAGGCCUUCAUUGUGUGGAAAGACAUCGGCCGAUCCAUGCAUUGCAAAAUCGUUAUCCCCUUCUCGGCAAGUGUGUCAGCAAGCCACAGUGACGAGGAAUCUAUUGUAGGACCACUGUUUUGUUUUUCUCUCUCAGCAGCUGAUAGAGUUUUCUACAUUCGUUUAUCUCAGUUGUUUUGUGUGUCGCUCUGUUUCCAAUAG